AUGGUUUUAAUUAAUUUACCUAUAAAAUUGAUUGAUCGUGAAGAUGCUUCAAUUAUUAUUGAUGAUCAGAGUACUAUCUCACAACUUCGUGAUAAAAUUGCUGAAGAAACUUUAAUUCCUAGAGAUGACCAGCGAAUAAUUUUUCGAGGAAAGCCUUUAAAUGACAAUUCAUUAAAGCUUAUUAAUUGUGGUUUUGAAGAUAAAAUGGCUGUUCAUGUUGUUACUCGACCAAUUCCUCAAAAUAAUAAUUCCACCACUUCUAGUUCUUCUUCAACUGAACAACAGCAAUUUCCGCCAAAUAUUCAAAUUAAUUAUACAGCAGCAAAUCAGCCACACAUUGUUACUCAGAAUGUUAUUUAUGGGCAAGUGCCGUUUGAAAGAACUCAAAUUUUUAGAGAGCCAAAUAAUGCUUUGACAAUUGUUGGUGGUAUUACUGAAACUUUAAGAAAUAUUUAUCGAAUGGAGACGGAACACGCUUUGUCUCAAUUAAUUGAUAAAAUUGAUUUAAUAAUUUAUGGACAAGAAUUGGACAUUGAAAGGCAAUAUAGAAAUAUUGCAAAUAUUUUGUGGGUUAUGCAUGCAUUUGAUGCUUGUGAUGAAAUUCAAAUGAAUAAUUUAAUUCAAAAUGAGAGAGAUAUUGAGAUUUGUUCAUUAAUUGAACAAUUAAAUAAUUGGCAAAUACCUAAUGAUGAUGACCAUAUUCAACAUAUUAAUAAUUUGCAUCAUCCGGCUAUUGAUAAUUCUUAUACAUCUCGUUUACUUAAUUAUUUUUGUAAUGGAAUUUCUCGUAUUCAAAAUAUUCUUGGGUAUAUUCAUAUUGAAAUUAGUGCAUUUCAUUUACAUUUAAAUCAAAAUCAACAUAAUCGUUUAUAUCCAAUUUAUGACCAACAUAGAAGAAUAGAAGAACCUUUACGGGCUGAGAUUUCUCUUUUAUUUUCUGAUGCUUCUACAAAUUUGCCUAGUCAAACGCCAACAUCUCGAAAUCAAGCUACCCAAGCUUCACGUUCGAAUUCUUUGCCCCGUCAACAAACAAGAGCUUCUGGUUCUAGUACUUUAAGUUCUGUCAUUAAUGGAUUUACUCAUUUUGCACAACAAUUAAUGUCUCGCCAAAACAACGAUGACACUUCUUCCUCUUCUGAACGUUCAUCUACCACCAAUUCUAAUGAAAAUCAACCAAAUAUUCCACCUCGAGUGCCUCUUCCAUCUGAUUUUUUUAAUCCUCCUUCAAAUUUACCGCCAGAAAUUGCAAAUCAUGUUCAUCAAUUAAUAUCGCAGAGUAUUGCUUCUACGGGACAACAAACUUCUAGACCUGCUGAUCCACGUCCAACUCCACGUAAUAUUAUGUUAGUUGGCAUUAGUUCUCAAUCUACAGAUCAUCUGUUGCCUAUGGGUCAGCAUUUACCUAAUGUUCAUCCACCUAUUCUUGCAGUCAAUCCGAGAGACGCUGAGUUUUGGAAUGACCCACAAACUAUAGCUUUGGGUCUUCAUCCACCUCCACAAUUACAACCACAUCAAAUUUUUCAUAAUCGUUCAUUAUCUGGUCAACGUGUUCCUUCUAUUAGAGGUGAACAAAUUGCUAAUAUGUUUAAUGAACGUAUUAGAGUAAGGCCUCAAUCAAAUGCGAAUGGAGAAGCUGUAUUUAAUGAAUUGGAUCAAUUUGCGCUUUUUGUUCGUCAAACACUUGAAUCAAUUGUUAAUUGUAUGAUACAACAUGAUUCUAGCAUUUUAAGAGAUCAAUCGAGACCUUCAAGUACUUCUGAAAGUGGAGAUUCUAUGGAUGUAAAUAAUUAUGACGUUAAUUCUGCCACUUCUUUGCCAAAUAAUUCAAUUCAAGAGGGAGAAUCUCAAUAUUAUUUAAUUAUUUCAAUGCAGUCGACAUCAUCUGAAGACACAAAAUUUCCGCCAAUUUUAAACUCAGAUUUAAUCAAAAAGCAAAAAACAAAUUUAAACAAUCAAGUAUUAAUUACUGCUUUAGGGAAAAGUAGGAAAGAGGAAAGACAUUUAUUUCAUAAUUGUAUAGAAUUUGUGUCUAUACAGGAUCAUAUACUUGAAUCUGUUUGUAGACACGAAAAUAUUAAAGAAGACGAAUGUCAGGUCUGUCGCUUUGAAAAACAAUUGGGUUUACCUCAUUUACCAGAAAUGAUAUUCCCUUUUAAUAAAAUUGCAAUUUAUUGUAAUGGAAAUCUUGUUAUUGAAUUUAAUGCUUUUGAUGCUCUUAAAGAAGUUAAUAAAGAACAAUUACCUGAUUUUAAGGUUGGCCCAAGUACUGUUUGGCAAAAUGCUCGGCCAGAGACUUUAUCUCGAGAAUUUCAAAAACCUUUUGAUUGGACAUAUACAAGUAAUUAUAAAGGUACUUUGGGGAAAAAUAUAAAAAUAGAGAAGGGGAAUAAUGUUAAAAUUAAUUAUGAAAAAUUAAAAAGAAAAGACCCAAUUCAAUUUUAUUCACAAAUUGCCUUAUAUGAGGAUGAAUUGGCAGAUAAUGGAUGUGCACAAAUGAUGAUUAGAAUAAGAAUAAUGCCUGGCACUUUUUUUGUUUUGUGUCGUUUUUAUCUUCGAGUUGAUCACGUGAUGGUUAGAAUUUUAGAUACACGUUUAUAUGGUGAAAAAGAAAAUAAUUUAUAUUUGAUAAGGGAAUGGACUAAAAAAGAAGAAAAUUAUUCAAAAUUAAAUAAAGAGGCUUUAAAUUAUAUUUUGGAUCCAACAGAAUUAUUUAAUUAUUUGCCUUUAGUUGAAUCUGAGACAACAAAAAUAUUUUAUAAAUAA
Messenger RNA from Meloidogyne enterolobii, 2763 nucleotides. The record is from the annotation of a GenBank genome assembly. Lineage: Eukaryota; Metazoa; Nematoda; Chromadorea; Rhabditida; Meloidogynidae.